Molecule: messenger RNA, 1524 nt
Organism: Colletotrichum graminicola M1.001
Lineage: Eukaryota; Fungi; Ascomycota; Sordariomycetes; Glomerellales; Glomerellaceae
Product: cytochrome P450
Exons: 4
Coding region: 1-1524 (507 amino acids)
Molecular function (GO): oxidoreductase activity, acting on paired donors, with incorporation or reduction of molecular oxygen; heme binding; monooxygenase activity
Source: RefSeq, a predicted model, not a curated record
AUGGAACGCUUGCGUCACGUUCCAAAUGAAGAGAAGAUCCAAGUCUUCAUUGCUAAUCUACCUCCUCUCAAUACGCCGAACAUCCUUGGAUACAUAUUCUUUGUCAGAAUCGUCUACAACCUCUAUUUCCAUCCCCUGCGCAAUUUCCCAGGCCCGAAACUGUGGGCGAUCUCGCGAGUUCCGUGGCAUUACACCAAUCUUAAGGGACGAAUCACUUGGCGGAUUCGAGAGCUCCACGAUCAGUACGGUCCGGUUGUACGCAUCGCGCCAGAUGAGCUGUCUUACACCACAUCGACGGCGUGGAAGAAAAUCUACGGCCAGCGCAAACCCGAGUUCCCGAAAGCCCUGGAUGGGCGCGGUAUCGCGCCGCCCAGCAUUGGUGGGCGUAGGAGUUUGAUGACGGAAACGCAGGAACAACAUUUGAGACUGCGGCGAGCGAUCAAUCCGGCGUUUUCGGAAAAGGCCUUGAGGGAACAGGAGCAUUAUCUCCAAACUCACUCGAGCAAGCUCGUCAAGAUUCUGAAAGAAAAGUCGAAGCAAGGCCCCGUUGAUAUCACGACUUGGUACAAUCUCGUCGCAUUUGACAUCGUUUCCGACUUGGCAUUUGGAGAACCGGCUGGCUUCUUGGACAAUUCAGAUCAACCCUGGAUUCAAGUGAUCCUCCAGAGAGCGAAAGCCAUCGUGUGGUUUCAGCUUGCUGUCUGGUACGGUUUCUUUCCACUAUUGAACUUUCUCACCCCUAGAUACGUCACGGAGUCGCGCAAGAACCAUAUCGCCUUGACCGAAGCCAAGCUAGAGAGGCGAAUGAAGGCUGAGAAUCCGGGCAAAGACUUCAUGUCGUUCAUCCUCGAGAACGAGAACGAAGCAGUCGAGAAGCUAUCCAAGGUUGAGCUGGUCAUGCUGGCGAGCAACUUCAUCGUCGCCGGAAGCGGCACAUCGGCGGGCGGUAUGUCUGGUCUCACAUACCUCCUGCUCCGGAACCCGGACAAGCUUGAAAAGCUCAAGAGGGAGAUCAGGGAGACGUUCCAGACGAGCGAGGAGAUAUCGAUGCAAGGGACGGCCCAAUGCAAGUACCUCACCGCCUGUCUUGACGAGGGCAUGCGCAUGUACCCGCCUACUCCCGGCUCCCUGCCUCGGUUUGUGCCAGGCAAAGGAGAGGUGAUCGACGGCAAGUGGGUGAAGGGCGGCAUGGCCGUUGCCGUCAACCAGCUCUCUGCCGGCACGUCGGAGUUGAAUUUUAAGCGCGCCCGGGAGUUUCAUCCUGAGCGAUGGCUCGAUCUACCUCCGGACUCUGAGUUCGCCAACGAUGACAAGGCAGCCACCCAGCCCUUUUCUAUGGGCCAAAGAGUCUGCAUUGGAAGAGCUAUGGCAUAUGCAGAGAUGCGUUUAACAAUGGCCAAGAUCAUGUGGCAUUUCGAUCUCGAACUCGCCGAGCCCGAGCUUGAUUGGUGGAACAAGCAAGGGACCUACUUGGUAUGGGAGAAGAUACCGUUGAUGAUUCAACUGCGACCACGGUCUAUGUAG